This is a messenger RNA of Penicillium samsonianum, 1626 nucleotides long. Its product is annotated as J domain-containing protein. Gene Ontology annotation, molecular function: heat shock protein binding. Gene Ontology annotation, cellular component: cytoplasm; nucleus. Lineage: Eukaryota; Fungi; Ascomycota; Eurotiomycetes; Eurotiales; Aspergillaceae. The transcript has a single exon. The record is from RefSeq and is a predicted model, not a curated record. Bases 1 to 1626 code for a protein of 541 amino acids.
AUGUCCUCACCACCAGAUAUAGACCCAUAUGCAGUGCUUGGUGUUGCCAAGGAUGCCACCAUCCCUGAAAUCAGGGCCGCCCACCGAAAGCGGGUUCUCAAGUGCCAUCCUGACAAGAUCCAAGAUGAGUCGCAGCGGAUUGCUGCCCAAGAUGAAUUCCAGAAAGUCCAACAAGCCUAUGAACUUCUCUCGGACGAUGUCCGACGGACUAAACAUGACCAAAAAGUCAAGAUAGCCGAGUUGAAACGUGAACUGCUGGAACGCAGACGAACGGACGCUAUGUACAACUCUUCGCGAGGGAGUGGACCCGGCAAUCGCGAAUUCCGCAAUGGCCACAUCGUGGAGGAGAGGGUCCCGAUGGAAGUCUUCUUUGAAGAAAUGCGAUUCACGGACGAACCACGCUCCAUGUCUCGCAAAUUCGAAGAUUUUGGCGUGCGUUCAAAGACGAAACCGACAGAGGAGAAGAAGAAGUCUCGAACACCGAUGAGCACAUAUCACCAAGCGAAGGAACAGCGGGAGACGACCAAGGCGACACAUUCCGACCGUGCGAAGACGCGUGAUCAGGAGCGACGACGACAACGACAGUCCGAGGCAAAGUACGAAACUACCUUUGAAUCCUAUGCAGAAUCCGAGGAGGACGCAUCUGAUUCUAGUGUUCCCCGCUAUGUUCCCACGAAACGAACUUCAACAACACCCCGCCGAGAGCGCGAUUCGCGACCCCGACCAUCGGACUCCUCUCGUCGCCGUGAACGUCGCUACGACGAGGAUGGCGAUGUGUCCGAUCACUGGCAAUCCAAGAUCGAUAGUCAGUACUUCAAUGCAGAGGACUAUAUCGCAUCCAAAGCCCGGAGUUCCAAGUCCCCACGACGGUACCAUGGUCACGACUCGGCGGAACCAGAGUCUUCCGGUUCGCGAUCCGCGGGACGGUCCACCCGCACCCGCCAUCGUUCUUCGUCGCGCGACAAUUCCUACGAGCAUCUGGAGUCGCCCCGAACCUACGAGGUCAAGCCACCCAAGAUGCAACCCUCCGCAACCACCCCGGGUAUCAAGGCGUCUCUCCGCCCUUCGUUCCUCAACACCCGCUCCGCAACCACUGCUGGCUUCACCCGCCCAAAGCGGGAGAGCCGGGACUCAACACUCUACGAAAUGGCUCACGAGCCACUACCAUCGCGAACUUCUAAAAUGCGCGAUCGCAACGACUCGGGUUAUUCCAGUCCCAGUACCCCUGAAAUGCUCCCGAGAGGCGCUUCUCCCAAGACCGCAACCCGCUACAAGAUCGUCCAGGAAGCAGACCACGUUGUCGUGGAACCGAAAUCAUCAUCAAAGUACCGCCCAGCGAGAUCCCCCGACCGGGAUCGCAUACCCUCUACACGACAGACACCCAAGCGAAGCAGUACCUAUCAAACCUACACCACAGAAGCCUCGCCUCGGGUUGAGACCCGAUCUGCGCGCCCUUCUUCUCGCCCUCAUCCGGACGUCGAAUACAUCGCCCGCCCGAAGGAAAAGGACGUUAAGUACGGCCGGGCAUACAAGCCAGACGAUGUCAGUUACUCGCCGAGACGCGCCCAUUACUACGACGAGGAGUAUCGUCCUCCUGCUGUGGGGAGACGACAGUCUGCUUAUUAA